AUGUACCAAAUGCACCAAGACUCGCACUUCAUUGCCUUGCAGUUAGCCCAAGAGAAACAGCUAACAGCAAAGAAAAGCUGGGUUAUGACCAACCCUGGAUCAGAGGGAUUCAUCAAGUUACCAAAUGAGCGAGUACUCUUCACAUCUCCUCCGCGGACAAGUCUGCAAUUAUCCACCCCAAAUACCUACCCGGCAGCUCAACCCUAUUCAGCAAAGAGCGAUGGCGGGGUCGUAUGCAUCACAAACCAAAGAAUAGUCUACUUACCCUCUUCCCCAACCCCCGAACUCCAAUCCUUCUCCGCGCCCAUCCUCAACCUCCAAGAUACAUACGUACGAGCGCCCUUCUUCGGUGCAAACUACUGGACAGCAACAGUAAAGCCCGUCUCUGGUGGCGGCAUCCCAGCUACACACUCCGCAAUAGAGCUACGCCUUACGUUCCGAGAAGGAGGCGCAUUCGACUUCCACACGACUUUCGAGCAAAUAAAGGAAAGAGUAUACCAAGCACAUACCGUGGCGCAAGAGAACGGGCAAUCAGCGGCAGCAGCGGCGGAUCUGCAUUUAGAGCAAUUGCCAGCUUACGAGCCAGCACGAGAAGUAGAGGAUGAUGAACCGCGGAUAUUGAGUCCAGUUCCCACGAGGCCGUCAAGGACGAAUACACAGGAAAUGCCGCCGCCGUCUGUGGCUCCUCCUGCGCCGGAUGAGCCACCGCCUGGAUAUGAGGAGGUGCAGGUUCAGGCUGUUAGUAGUGACUUAGAGGAGAGAUUGAGAGAGGCCGAGAGGAGAGAUUAG
Molecule: messenger RNA, 789 nt
Organism: Lachnellula hyalina
Lineage: Eukaryota; Fungi; Ascomycota; Leotiomycetes; Helotiales; Lachnaceae
Product: UPF0664 stress-induced protein
Exons: 2
Coding region: 1-789 (262 amino acids)
Biological process (GO): positive regulation of DNA-templated transcription
Cellular component (GO): nucleus
Molecular function (GO): transcription coactivator activity; chromatin DNA binding
Source: RefSeq, a predicted model, not a curated record